UACCACCUCGUUUCGGAAUCUCCACCCAGCGCAGCAGCAUAAAAAUCGUAUCAUAAACGUACAGAAACAGACGCGCGUGCGGAUUCUUCAAAGGAAACAGUGUUAAUCCGGAACGCCAACGGUUCGAAAAAUGUCCGACGACGAGGAGCUAGUGUUUGCAAAGCGGCCCCGCACCAUCCACUAUGGUUCGCUGGAGGACUCGGAACGGGCGCGCCAGAUGGCGGACUCGGGUGGCCCAUCGGGGAGUUCCUCCGGGGACAUUGGCCAGAUUUACACUUCCAGCGAUUACUUUGACCUGGAGAACGAGGUCUCGAAGGAUAAGGCAGCGCUGCUGGAGGAGUUUGAGCGGAAGAAGAAGGCCCGGCAGAUUCACGUCAGUACGGACGAUUCGGAGGUGAAGCGGAACCUGCGAGCGUUGAACGAGCCGAUUUGCUACUUUGGGGAGGGGCCGGCGGAGCGGCGCAUUCGGUUGAAGGAGCUGUUGGCCGCGCUGGGCGAGAGUGCGAUUCCGACAAAGAGUUCCAAGGAUGACGACAAAAAGCAGUCGCAGUCGCAGAAGUUGGAACAGGAAUCGACGUGGUACCACGAGGGACCGGAAGCGUUGCGGAUUGCGCGAAUUUGGCUGGCGAAUUACUCGCUGCCAAGGGCGAAGGAACGGCUGGACGCGGCGUCGGAACAGCUGAAUCUGCCCAGUGCCACCAAGGCCGGCCGGAUGGUCGAGCUGCAGAAGCGGAUCCAAUCGCUGGCUCCGAUGUGCAGCCAGGUCGGCGACGUGCGGCCAAUCACCAAUUGUAGCUUCAACCACGACUCCACGCUGCUGAUGACGUCCUCGUUGAGUUCGCUGUGCAAGGUUUGGUCCGUUCCGGACUGCAACCUGGUGCAGACGCUUCGCGGUCAUCAGUUUUACGUGAGUGCGAUCGCGUUCCGGAACGGAGUCGCCACCGAUUCUAAGGGCGAGGUCGCCAUGGCCUCAGGGUGUUACGAUGGAACCGUCAAGCUGUGGUCGUUUGACAGUGAAGAAGCCGUCGCGGAUAUCACCGGGCACGUGCCGCAUCGAGUGGCACGGCUUGCCUUCCACCCUUCGGGACGCUUCCUCGGAACGGCCUGUUACGACUCGUCCUGGCGGCUGUGGGACCUCGAACAGAAGCAGGAAGUCCUGCACCAAGAGGGUCACGCCAAAGCCGUUCACUGCAUCGCAUUCCAGAUCGACGGAAGCGUCUGCGUCACCGGCGGCCUCGACGCCUUUGGCCGCGUGUGGGACCUCCGCACCGGUCGCUGCAUCAUGUUCCUCGAAGGUCACCUGAGUGGCAUCUACGGCGUUGACUUUUCCCCCAACGGCUACCACAUCGUGACCGGAUCCCAGGACAACACGUGCAAAAUUUGGGAUCUUCGCCGGCGCAACCCGGUCUACACGAUUCCGGCGCACACGAACCUCAUUUCCGACGUCAAGUACCAGAAGAACGGCGGCCACUUCCUGGUCACUUCAAGUUACGACAACACGGCAAAGAUCUGGUCAAACAAGACGUGGCAGCCGCUCAAGACGCUGUCCGGCCACGACAGCAAGGUGAUGAGCGUGGACAUUUCGCCCGACUCGCAGCACAUCGCGACCACCUCGUACGACCGGACCUUCAAGCUGUGGAGUCCCGAAUGAUGACGUGCUGUACCGGCGUUGGUUGGUUUGGUUCUGAAUAAAGCGUUUGUAUGGCUUGUUGCGAGAAAA
Molecule: messenger RNA, 1720 nt
Organism: Culex quinquefasciatus (southern house mosquito)
Lineage: Eukaryota; Metazoa; Arthropoda; Insecta; Diptera; Culicidae
Gene: U4-U6-60K
Product: U4/U6 small nuclear ribonucleoprotein Prp4
Exons: 1
Coding region: 131-1651 (506 amino acids)
Biological process (GO): mRNA splicing, via spliceosome
Cellular component (GO): U4/U6 x U5 tri-snRNP complex
Molecular function (GO): U6 snRNA binding; protein binding; U4 snRNA binding
Source: RefSeq, a predicted model, not a curated record